Molecule: messenger RNA, 465 nt
Organism: Naegleria gruberi
Lineage: Eukaryota; Heterolobosea; Eutetramitea; Acrasida; Naegleriidae
Exons: 1
Coding region: 1-465 (154 amino acids)
Source: RefSeq, a predicted model, not a curated record
AUGUAUCGUUUUCAUUCAAAGGAAGAGCUUGUAUCAUGGACCAAUAGAAUGAGAUAUUUUCGAUUCGUUAGAGCAUACGGAGGUCAUGCUAAUGAUGGCGAUACCUUAUUAGCCAAAUUUUCAUUUGAAACAACACAGAAAGUUAGUGAAUUCUUGCAAAGUUUGGGAGUUCAUGAAGGGAAAGAUAUUAUCAACAAUAAGAAUUUCACAGAGGAUGGAUUUUGGAGGGAUUUGAGAAAUAGAGAUUCAAUCUUUCUGUGGAUAACUAAAGAGCCGCCAACUGUCACUCUUCAUGUACAAAAUAAGGAAAAUUGUUAUGAAGUUAAGGAGGAUGAGGUUGUUAGAGCAAUUGAAAUCGAAUCAUUGUUGGAUGAAUUUACAGAAAAGUCGCCGAUUAAUCCUCCAAAACCAUCUAAUUUAUGUUUUUGUAAAGAGAACUAUCCUGAGGAAUUCGAAUCUAAAUAG